Molecule: messenger RNA, 1922 nt
Organism: Haliotis rufescens (red abalone)
Lineage: Eukaryota; Metazoa; Mollusca; Gastropoda; Lepetellida; Haliotidae
Product: polyamine oxidase 4-like
Exons: 8
Coding region: 138-1679 (513 amino acids)
Molecular function (GO): oxidoreductase activity
Source: RefSeq, a predicted model, not a curated record
UUACAAACAUAUGUCAGAGAGAAGAUUAGGGCAAUGAUUUCUCCCUGUGGCGGGACAUUCAGCGUGCGGAAACAGGAAGUAAAGUGUUAAGCGAAGCACGUUAGAAGCUCAAUGUAAAUACUACGUCUGUAAGAGAAAUGACACCACAGAGACAGGGUCGAUUGGUAUCAGUGAUUUUGGCAGUGUUUGUAGUGGUGGCGUUGGUGGAAUGUAAAAGGAAAGAAAUUAUUGUGAUCGGCGGAGGCAUUGCAGGACUUGCAGCUGCUCGGGCUAUCAGGAACAAUAGGACAGCUGACUACCAUGUGACCGUGUUUGAGGCCAGGAGGGAACGAUAUGGUGGGCGUGUGUGGACAGACAAGAAAAACAUGCCCCAUGCCACAGGUGUGGAGGCAGACCUCGGAGGCGCGGUGCUGAACUCCGCAGCCAGCAACAACCUGUUACUCAAUCUCACGGAGAAGCUGGACCUACAAACCACUAAACUGGGACCAAUGCAAUUGUUUGUGACCAAACUUAACAAGAGAUUUUCAGGAACUGAAUUGGUUGAAGCUUUCAUUGAAGCCAGAAAACGGUAUCUGCAAGCAAUAGAGAGUGUGAAGGGAGAAGACCGAUCAGUGCGGAGUGUGGUCUCACAGGCUAUUGAUGAGCUGAGGAGUCUGGGGCAGGACAAUAAGGAGGUUGUCAUCAGCAUCAUGGAACUCCUGCCCACUUACAACUUCCCCGACUUCUCCUCCGCCCUGUAUCAGACAGAUCUCAUUGACUUCGGCUUCGACACAUUUGUCCUGGAUGGUAUGGGGGAGUUGACAGACAGACUGUUGAGUGGUGGAGAUGGAGAGACACAUCUGUCUAUAGAGCUGCGAACUGUUGUGAGACAGAUCAAGGUCGAUGACCGCAAGAAGAAGGUGAUCGUCAGGCUGCGUGAUGGCAGCCAAGUCAGUGCAGAUGCUGUGGUGGUUGCCGUGCCAGCUGCAGUCAUUAGAGACGAGAGCCUGAUGUUUGAGCCCAUGCUGCCUGGGCUGUACAAGAAAGCACUGAAGGAAAUAGGGACAUCCUAUGGCAACAAGCUGAUUGUUGAGUUUGACGAGGUGUUCUGGCCCACUGAUGUGGGAGUGUUUCUGUUGGCUGACGAGGAAGCUGAGCCUGGGAUGAUGCAGAAAUGGUUGAACAUGCACAAACUCGUAGGUCGACCCGUCCUCGUCAGUAUGCUUGGCGGAUCUGCUUCAGUCAAGUUUGAAAAUAUGACGGAUGAAGAAGUGAAAGCUCUGGUCCGUGAACGCCUUACAACAUUGUUUGGUCCAAUGGCUGAGUCAAGGGAGAUAGUAAAGGUUCUGCGAUCUAGUUGGAAAAGCACAUUGCAUUCUGGGCUUGGCAACUCAUACCCUAAAGUUGGCAAUGACAUCAGCAUGUGGAGCACGCUGUCCGAGCCGCUGUGCCCCUAUAUCUACUUUGCCGGGGAGCACACCAUAUUCAAAGGAAUCGGGACACUACACGGCGCCUACAACUCGGGCAUCAGGGCUGCUGAUCAGAUAAUGUCUGAACUCUGUGAGCAGCGAGCGAGAGAAGAGGAACAGAGAAGGCAGGAAGAAGAAAGGAAGAGAAAAGAAAAGGAAGAAAAGAAAAAAGAGAAAAAGAAAGAAAAAACUAAAAAGUCAGAGAAGAAUAAGAAGAAAGACGAGUUGUAACUGGUGGGAACUAAGAUGUUAUUUUGUCAACAACUUUAUACAAGUAAUGAAUGAAUGAAUGAGUGGUGAACUGGCCACAUAGCCAAGACAAAUAAUUAUGAUCAUAUAUUCAUUUUAUGUAGACGACUGAUGCAGGUGAUGUCUGAUGAUGAUGAUGAUGAUGAUGAUAAUGAUGAUGAUGAUGAUAAAUGAUGAUGAUAAAUGAUGAUGAUGAUGAUGAUGAUGAUGAUAAUGAUGAUAAAU